AUGCUGUCUAACAAACAGGGUAACCAGCCCCAAACUUAUAGACAUGCCUUCUCUGUAUCCAAGCAGUCUAACAAACAGGGUAACCAGCCCCAAACUUAUAGACAUGCCUUCUCUGUAUCCAAACAGUCUAACAAACAGGGUAACCAGCCCCAAACUUAUAGACAUGCCUUCACUGUAUCUAAGCAGUCUAACAAACAGGGUAACCAGCCCCAAACUCAUAGACAUACUAUCUCUGUAUCCAUGCAGUCUAACAAACCGGGUAACCAGCCCCAAAUUCAUAGACCUGCCGAAUUCUCAUUGUAUCCUGAAAAGAAAGAAAAUCAUAAGAGAAUCACCGUGGCCAGAUGUGAAGGUCAAUAUAUCGACUACAUCACUAAGAGCCCUGGCAUACUUUUUGACCCUGUCGGUACACUUAGAAUCGUAAAUGAUGAAUUCCAUAUCGUCGUCCCUGUUGAUGUAUCCCCGCUCGAAAAACAUAUAGAAAAUAUUCAUGACGUAUUUAACAUCAUUCGGUCUAUUCGGUAUAAUGUAAUGUCGUGA
Diatraea saccharalis (sugarcane borer) is the source of this 540-nucleotide messenger RNA. The record is from the annotation of a GenBank genome assembly. Lineage: Eukaryota; Metazoa; Arthropoda; Insecta; Lepidoptera; Crambidae.